AGCCACAAACAAACAAUGAACAGAUUCGUUGUCUUAUUCGCUUGCAUUGUUGUUGCAACUAGCGCGCCACUAGAAGAACAUCGGGAAGAAGGUCUAGGGCACCAGGAACUUCACGACUAUUAUGCUCCACCACAUUACAGCUUCGAAUAUAAAGUGCACGACGAGCAUAAAGGUGACGUCAAAUCUCACCAUGAGACAAGGGAAGGAGACAAAGUCAAAGGAUUCUACAUGCUGAAAGAAGCUGAUGGUACAGUCAGAGAAGUCCAUUACACCGCCGAUCACAAAAAUGGUUUCAACGCUGAGGUCAAACGAGUUGGACAUGCCGUACAUCAGGAAGCAUCAGUACCAGUGCCCAACCAAAAAGAGGAAGAAGAUCAGGGCCACCAAGAACAUCAUGAUUACUACGCACCACCCCACUACACCUUUGAAUACAAAGUUCACGACGAACACAAAGGAGACGUCAAAUCUCAACAUGAAACCAGAGAAGGUGACAAAGUCAAGGGAUUCUACAUGCUGAAAGAAGCUGAUGGUACGGUCAGAGAAGUCCAUUACACCGCCGAUCACAAAAAUGGUUUCAACGCUGAAGUCAAAAGAGUCGGACAUGCUGUCCCUCUAGUACCUGAAUACCAUCACCAUUACUAAUUAUCAAUUAAUAAUUAAAAUAUGUCUAACAAUACGUUGUACUUUUGUAAUAUGAAAUGUGUUCAUGAAA
Molecule: messenger RNA, 712 nt
Organism: Cimex lectularius (bed bug)
Lineage: Eukaryota; Metazoa; Arthropoda; Insecta; Hemiptera; Cimicidae
Product: cuticle protein 7-like
Exons: 3
Coding region: 16-642 (208 amino acids)
Cellular component (GO): extracellular matrix
Source: RefSeq, a predicted model, not a curated record